AUGCAAAGCGACGAUUCCACGCUGCAUUCCAGCACGUACCGCGAGGCCGUGCAGCCCAUGCUCUGCUGCCGCCAUUUCGUGCCGUCAGAGUACUUCUUGUUGGACAAGGACCCAUCUCAGGCGCUCUACUUCGGCUAUCCGUUCCGGACAAUCGUGCCCAAAGGAUACAUGAGUGGCGGCGCGGGUUAUGUGCUCAGCCGCGAGGCGCUGCGGCGCGUUGUCGAGCAAGGCAUGAUGCAGGGCAAGUGCCGAGCCGACGGGGCGGGAAGCGAGGACGCCGAGCUGGGCCGCUGCCUCAUGCACGUCGGAGUCCCGCCCGGUGACACUCGUGACGCCCUGGGUCGAGACCGGUUCUUCCCGCUGCACGUCGAACGCUAUUUCUGGCAGGAUACGCUUCCGUACCACUGGUGGAUUUGGAAAUACGCCAAGUACCCUGUGCGGCUGGGCUGGAACUGCUGCAGCGACACGGCUGUGGCCAUCCACUACACGAAGCCCGAAGGGAUGUACCUGUUUGAGUUCUUCGUGUACCACGUACGGGUGUUGGGCGGCCUCGAUGAGCGGGUACACCCAAGGCAUCCGCCUAUUCCCGAGUUGACUCUGUGACUUGGCAUCUGCGUCGACGAGGCCUCAACAAGUUAUCUCCCUUAUGAUGCCUUCGUCGCUGAACAACAACCAAUAGCUUUAUGUUAUGCCGUGGUAGACGUGCUGCAGAAUAAA
Molecule: messenger RNA, 717 nt
Organism: Rhipicephalus sanguineus (brown dog tick)
Lineage: Eukaryota; Metazoa; Arthropoda; Arachnida; Ixodida; Ixodidae
Product: glycoprotein-N-acetylgalactosamine 3-beta-galactosyltransferase 1
Exons: 3
Coding region: 1-603 (200 amino acids)
Molecular function (GO): N-acetylgalactosaminide beta-1,3-galactosyltransferase activity
Source: RefSeq, a predicted model, not a curated record